Colletotrichum godetiae is the source of this 805-nucleotide messenger RNA. Its product is annotated as cytidine deaminase-like protein. Gene Ontology annotation, molecular function: catalytic activity. The transcript has a single exon. Lineage: Eukaryota; Fungi; Ascomycota; Sordariomycetes; Glomerellales; Glomerellaceae. The record is from RefSeq and is a predicted model, not a curated record. Bases 108 to 614 code for a protein of 168 amino acids.
CACAACUCAUCUCAUCAUCCCAUUCAACACAACCACAGUCCUACCAAACUGCAUCGCUUCGUUCAUAGCUUCGUUAAGAGCUUCAUUCAUAUCGCCUAUUAAUCACAAUGGCUCUCACACUCGACCCUAAAAUUCUCCAACGCUGCGUCGAGCUAGCAAAAGAAGCCCUCGAAGCAGGCGACGAUCCCUUCGGCUCUGUGCUCGUGAGCGGAGACGGCAAGAUCAUCCGCGAAGACCGCAAUCGUGUGAACACUGGCAAGAAUGGAGACGGGAAACGCGACGGGACGCUGCACCCGGAGUUUACCCUCGCGCGUUGGGCGCAACUCAACCUUGGCCCCGAGGAACGGGCCAAGUCUUCAGUGUACACUUCCGGCGAACACUGCCCGAUGUGCGCUGCCGCUCACGCCUGGGUCGGACUGGGACCCAUCGUCUACGUCUCUUCGAGUGCGCAAUUUGCUAGUUGGCUGGAAGAGUUUGGGCUGAAGGCGGGCGGGAAAGUCAAGCCGCUGCCUAUCAAUGAGGUCGCGCCGGGUAUUUCGGUGCAGGGUCCAAUUCCUGGGCUGGAUGAGGAGGUCAAGGCAUUGCACAAGAGAAACGUUGAGAAGUCAUCAUAAAUGAGAAGUAUGUCGCUCGAGACCUAGUGGGCUAACGGUCUAGACACAUGGUACAUCUCGCAGAUGGGAUUCGAGUGGCCUCGAACACCAGGAAGCGAUUAGUACUCGAUGCGACAGAAGAGUUCAAUGAAUAGCAUAAUAAUAUUAUCAUCAUCAAGUCAGCCGUAGCGACUUUUAGUAAAAAUUGGCAG